Messenger RNA from Exophiala spinifera, 1386 nucleotides. RefSeq lists its product as uncharacterized. NCBI's taxonomy places the organism in Eukaryota, Fungi, Ascomycota, Eurotiomycetes, Chaetothyriales, Herpotrichiellaceae. The transcript is spliced from 2 exons. Gene Ontology annotation, cellular component: mitochondrion. Bases 1 to 1386 code for a protein of 461 amino acids. Gene Ontology annotation, molecular function: branched-chain-amino-acid:2-oxoglutarate transaminase activity. The record is from RefSeq and is a predicted model, not a curated record. Gene Ontology annotation, biological process: L-leucine biosynthetic process; L-valine biosynthetic process.
AUGUCUCCCUCAGCCAUCGCCCGCACAUCUACGUCCUCACCGACGCUAGACAGCACGGCGAAACUCACCAAAGCAGGCACCGAGUCCAUCUUAUCGCAAACGCAAAGCCACAACAACAGCAGAAAAAUCCCCGCCGUUGCCGUCGUGGCAGAUCUCGACGCGUCAAAAUGCACAGUCACACGCACCGCGAGCCCUAAGCCGGUUCCGGCGCUGGACUCUCCCGAAGUGCUCUCCCAGUCGUGCACGACGGACCACAUGCUCACGGCGCGCUGGACCGAGGCGGCGGGGUGGGAAGCGCCCGAGAUCAAGCCGUACGGCGCGCUGUCCAUCAUGCCGACGGCGUCGGUGCUGCACUACGCGACCGAGUGCUUCGAGGGCAUGAAGGCGUACCGCGGCGUCGACGGCAAGGUGCGCCUGUUCCGCCCGGACCGCAACGCGCAGCGGUUCCUGCAGAGCGCGACGCGCAUCGCGCUGCCGGGCUUCUCGACGGCCGAGUUCCGGAAGUGUCUGGAGCGCUUCGUCGGCGUCGAGGCCAGGAGGUGGCUGCCGGCGUCCGAACACGAGAGGUUCGUGUACCUCCGUCCCACGAUGAUUGCGACCGCCCCGGCCCUCGGCGUGCAGAGGCCCAAGGAGGCCCUGAUGUACAUCAUUGCCGUGCUCUUUCCGAGACUGGACGAGCCGAGGACGGGGCUGGCGGCGCCAACACCGGACGGCACCGCGACGAGCUCAGCUGGACCGCCGCGCCCAGCGAUGAACGGUACGACGACGACGACAGCCAACAACAACGACAACAACAACAACAACAAAAAGGGUAUGCGCUUGCUUGCGUCGAGGCACGACAUCAUACGUGCGUGGCCCGGGGGGUUCGGGAACGCCAAAGUCGGCGCGAACUACGGGCCGAGUCUGAUUGCGCAGGGAGAGGCCCGGGCCAGAGGCUACGAUCAGAUCCUGUGGCUGUUUGGAGACGAGGCCUUUGUCACCGAGGCCGGCGGAAGCAACUUCUUCGUCUUGUGGCUCAACGAGGACGGCGAGAGGGAGCUCGUCACCGCUCCUCUGGGAGACGGGACCAUCUUGGAAGGUGUCACGAGGGCGAGCGUGCUGGAUCUCGUCCGGGCGAGGGGCGAUGUCAAGGUCGUCGAGAGGAAGUUCACAAUGCACGAAAUUGUCCGCGCCGCGGACCAAGGCAGAUUGCUCGAAGGUUUCGGCGCCGGGACCGCCUUCUUCAUCGCCCCCGUGUCCGAUGUGCAUUUCAGAGGCCUCGAUGUCGUGUUUCCGCUGGGCAAAGGAGAGAGGGCCGACUUUGCAAUGGGCAUCAAGGACGAAUUGAAGAGCAUCAUGUACGGACGUGUCCAGCACGAGUGGGGCGUUGUGGUUGACGAGCUGUGA